Oryctolagus cuniculus (rabbit) is the source of this 4048-nucleotide messenger RNA. The record is from RefSeq and is a predicted model, not a curated record. Lineage: Eukaryota; Metazoa; Chordata; Mammalia; Lagomorpha; Leporidae.
CGUCCGUCUUCCAGGUUUCUCUCCCUGUAUUGGCUUAUGACCCUGCCUGUCCAGUCCCUUGCUCGUACUCGUUGGCGACAGCACCCCAAGAGUCCCGCCUUUCUCCAGAGGAUUGGCGGAUGAGUGCACAUACAGCCCACCCUCGAUGGACUGUUGAAGUCUGGAAGUCCCUUCCCCUCCCCCCUCCCCCCUUUGCCGCUUUGUGGCAUCCCCCUCCCUCUACCCUUUCCCACUCUGAUAAUCUGGCCAUGACUAGCAGAAGCACAGCCAGGCCCAAUGGGCAGCCUCAAGCCAGCAAAAUAUGCCAAUUCAAAUUGGUCCUGCUGGGGGAAUCUGCGGUGGGAAAAUCUAGUCUGGUAUUACGAUUUGUCAAAGGGCAAUUCCACGAAUACCAGGAGAGUACCAUUGGAGCGGCCUUCCUCACCCAGUCUGUUUGUCUAGAUGAUACAACAGUCAAGUUUGAGAUCUGGGACACAGCUGGGCAAGAGCGAUACCACAGCUUAGCUCCCAUGUACUACAGGGGUGCCCAAGCUGCGAUUGUUGUUUAUGACAUUACUAAUCAGGAAACAUUUGCCCGAGCAAAGACAUGGGUAAAGGAACUACAGAGGCAGGCCAGUCCUAGCAUCGUUAUUGCCCUGGCGGGGAACAAAGCUGACCUGGCCAACAAGCGCAUGGUGGAGUAUGAAGAGGCCCAGGCAUAUGCAGAUGACAACAGCUUAUUGUUUAUGGAGACUUCAGCCAAGACGGCUAUGAACGUGAACGAUCUCUUCCUGGCAAUAGCUAAGAAGUUGCCAAAGAGUGAACCCCAGAAUCUGGGGGGUGCAGCAGGCCGAAGCCGGGGCGUGGAUCUUCAUGAGCAGUCCCAGCAGAACAAGAGCCAGUGUUGUAGCAACUGAGGGGGUGGCUAGCAGCAAAGAAGUAUGGAGCUAGCACGAGAGCUAAGAAAUAACCUCCAUCCCCACCCCUCAGCACACAGCCCCUACGGUAACAGCACACUGAGCCCUGGCUCCCAAGGGCUGCCUCCUGACAGCUCCGUCGUGGCACUUUUUAACGCUUCAGCAACCAACACCAGGCAGCUGUUGCCACUGGCCUCCUACCCCUCACUGUGGGGGUCAGAGGUCAAAUCCCCCAGGACUUACCUUCCAAAACAAACUUUCUUCACUUUGUAUUAUAGGUGCAAGACAGAGACCUACUUAUCUUUCCUUCUCCUCCCCAGUGUUCUUUCCCAUCUUUUCAGAAAACACUUUUGUCUCCUGCCCUUCCCCCUUUUGCUUUUGAGAAUCCCUGUUCUUAAUCCUGUUUUUCUCCUCUGCCCAAGAUGGAGAAGGUGGUUAACCCAGGAACUGAGGAAGAAGGUUUCUAUUUAAGUCACAUCAAGGGCCCUGGGGGAGAACAAGGCCCAGAACAGAAGGGAGUAAGGAAACACUUCCUUUUUGUUUCAGUUUGGUUGGAGUUUCAUAUUUGAACGCAGAGCAGUAUCCACGGGCUGGCCUUGUGGAGAUGGUCCUGGGGAGAGAUGAGAAUGGGAGAUAAACUCUUAGGUUUUGGGGGGAGUCAGGUUGUUAACUGGACAGAGGAGGAGGUGCAAGGUUGUCUCUGGCUCUGGGCUCUUCCAGGCCCAGGUUGCCCUCACCAAGUCUCCUGGGUAGCAUCUCUCUAACAAUGGGGAUCAAAACCCAGAGUCCUCCAAAGAAUCUUCACUGGUUGCCUGCAUCUUUGACUCUGCUGUCAUUUAAUUGGGGGGGAGGGGUGGCCACCAGUUCUGACACCCAUCCUCUGACUGAUACAUCAGCAUUUUCCCCUCCCUUUGGCCUUUGGAUGGCCUCAGCCCCAACGACCACAACCCCCUGCCGUUUGCACUUUAAUUGGUGGUAGUUCAGUGGAUACUUGUUUUGUGGGGGGAGUUACUGAUCACCUGUCCUUCUACCUUUUUGUUUUUAGUGAGGUUCAAUUUUAUUCAUCAUAAAAUACUUGCACCUCUUCUUCCAGGAGGGGCUCCUCAGGUUCUUAGGUAAGACAAGUAACUGAAUUGCCAUUAUAGACAUUGAGGGCCUGAGAAACCUUUGCAACUGUCUGAUAAAGCAAGUCCUGGGAGGCAUCGCGGAGAACUCCUUUCAGCUUGAAGGACCAGUCUGUCUGCUGGUUACUGACAAGUCUCCAAGGGUUGGUCUUUUUCAAGUGAAUAUCAAUGUUUUUGUCAUCUCCAUAUUUGAUCAUUUCACGAGUGGAGUCAUCAGUGGGGUUGACAUGGACAAGUGUAUGACACUGCUUGUUACCAGUCGUAGACCACUUCAUUUGAGUAGGUUUCAGCUCCCAAAUUAAAUUACAAGCUGCUUGUGGGCAAUGACUGUGCCUUUUAUCUCUCUGGAAUCCCCUUCCAUACAAUAUCCAGAACAGUGCCCCUUACAGAACAGGUACUCAAGAAAUGGCGUGUGGUGGUGGAUGGUCAUGGCUUGAAGUCAGAAGGUGGCUGAAUCUCCUUAUGUGGGUCUGUCUGCGGUCACACGCAAGGCAGUGACUGUAACUGAAGCAACACACACCUGGCACAUGACCUGAGUGUCCCAGGCCCAGUCACCGGGCUGUGUGGCUAUUUACAUGGUCCUACCUUUUUAAUUAAAUGGAAUCUGCAGAGUAUAUGUGGUUUUGGAAGGAGGUGUAGAGAACAGUACCAGUGGCAGCUACUCAAGCCCAGCCUCCACUGCUAGCUUCCUCCAACUCAUUAACAACCUGUCUUGCAAACCUAGCUCAGGAGUGUGUGUGUGUGUGUGUGUACAUACAUAUAUACGUACAUACUCUUGAAAACAUAUAUAUCUUUUCCCUGGAGAAUUAAUUAAGCAACUGGGGAAUGGUGUCAGGAUAGCAUAGAUCAAGGUAAGGGAGAAAAGAGGGGUCCGACAAAAGGGAGGAGUUUUCUGUCCUUUCCAAGGGUUCACAUUCAAUUUGAUUUCCAUUACCAUGUCUUUUCUACUUUUCUGUAAAUAGGUCUGAUCUUUAUUCCCACUGUAUAGUCUGUUCAAUCUCCUGCCUCUCAUCUGGCCCUGUUUUUCUCCUUUGUUUCUAUCUUGAGUUCAGUUCCUCUGUCCUUAUCCCCAGUCCCUCUUCCUAACAGGUGGUUUAAUUUGUGAGCCACUAGGGACUGAUACCACAGCAGCCUACUUGUGGUCCCUUCGUGUACCACCUGUUCCUGUGGACAGGGAAUGACUAGUACUGAAGGCACCUCACAGCUGUCUCACAUCAUCAGAGGACACUGGUCCUUUCUAAAUAUCCAGCCUCUCGUCAGGUGUUUUAGGACAUCGGGGGGAAGCCAUUACAGCAAGAAAAAACUCCCAAGUUCCUUCUUGUUCUAGCCCAGAGUUUUGGGAAAAUUAGGGGAAGAAAGAUAGGAAAAGCUGUUUUCACCUAGAAUUGGAAAUUUUCUGGCCCAUCUGGCUUGCAGACUGCCUUGUAUCCCAGAGCAGCUGAGAAAUCCAUGAAGCUGAGGCCUACAUUCUCUUCCUCUUCCGGGGGCAGCCUUAGUUCUCAUGGCCCUGAAACAUGUGUCCAUUUCUCCCUUCCUUUCCCAGGACCCACUAGCCUCUCAACGCACCCAGUACAUUCUUUUUACAUGUGGAAGAACUGGGAUGGCUCUCUUGAGUCUCUCAGAAAUGAAAUUCUUUGUGCAGCUUUCCCCAAGGAGCAAGAGUGAAGAUGUUUUAUUGCCUUGGGGCUGGGAGACCGUCUCCUUGGGCCGCUUCUCCCUACUCCGCCCCUUAGGAACAGUAUUGGCCUUAGCUUCUGGGCCUAUUUGCUGCCGUCCCUCUACUCCCACCAGCUCUUCUGCCUUCCUUUAAGCUCUGUUGAGCUUGGGGGUCUUAGUUUUUUAUUUCCCACCUCUUCAUUUUUUUUUCUUAUCAGUUUUUUAGAGGAGGAGGGUGUCUUCCCCUUCUUCUAAGAAAGCAUUUGCCUUUCUUUCCUUUUCUUCCUCUCCCAACAUAACAAUCGUGGUAACAGAAUGCGACUGCUGAUUUACCGAUGUAUUUAAUGUAAGUAAAAAAGGAAAAAAAAAGUG